GGCGAGAUGGCUCAGUGGUUAGAGGACGGAUUUACUGACCGGAGAGUCUGUGGUUCGAACCCGAACUCUGUCUCUCGACUCCCCUUGUCUAUGCUUGGGCAACCUGCAGCCCUCGCCUUUCUUCGAGUCUAUCGGGACCCUGGAAUGUUCGCAUUUUGUGCCUUGGACGUUAUUUCUGUCCCGCCCUCACAUCAUCUCAUCAUGAAACUGUAUAGCGAUGACGGUCCUACCGCUGUCUGUGAAAACGCUCGUGACGAACUGUCGCUUACUGAUUGGAAGUUCCGUGGUUCGAACCCAACCUCCGCCUCUCGACUCCCCCUGUCUAGGCUUGGGCGACCUGGCAGUAUCCCAGCCCUCGUGCCUUCUUCGUGCGGCCUGGCAGCUAGGCACCGAAAGGGUACUACAGCUGGGCCGCCAGCACAUUCGGACACGAUGUUAACGAUAACAUUGUUAACAGCGGUACGAUCACCACUCGGUGAAACUCUGCUGGCUGAUCACAAAAGACUACGGGGGUCUGCAUCCGAUUGUAUCUUAUACAGCAGUGGACCAGCGCAAAAUGACCGUGAACAAGGCCUCAGAUUGGCAGUUGCAGGUGACAUCACUGUCAACAACACAAUUAUACCAGUAAUGCACACUGGCACUUGA
Molecule: messenger RNA, 645 nt
Organism: Opisthorchis viverrini
Lineage: Eukaryota; Metazoa; Platyhelminthes; Trematoda; Opisthorchiida; Opisthorchiidae
Exons: 3
Coding region: 7-645 (212 amino acids)
Source: RefSeq, a predicted model, not a curated record